Molecule: messenger RNA, 2824 nt
Organism: Eriocheir sinensis (Chinese mitten crab)
Lineage: Eukaryota; Metazoa; Arthropoda; Malacostraca; Decapoda; Varunidae
Product: galactosylceramide sulfotransferase-like
Exons: 4
Coding region: 606-1490 (294 amino acids)
Biological process (GO): glycolipid biosynthetic process
Cellular component (GO): membrane
Molecular function (GO): galactosylceramide sulfotransferase activity
Source: RefSeq, a predicted model, not a curated record
GGGUGGGUUUCCGCAUGAGGCCGUGUCGAGGUACGAACGCACCACGGACACCAGCCCCAGCGUACCGUCACCCGUCGUCGCCUGCGAGAGUGGAGUGCUUCGUUCCAACCGACCGCUCGAUAGAAGCUGCGUCAGUGUGAAGACUAGGGGCCGCUUUCAUAGUCACUUUGUUUGUUUUGAUCGUUACCAAUGGCGGCGAUCGACGCUAUAAUUUUCCACGUGAAACUGGCCUAUGAGGUAGUGGCGGCUGCAGAUGAAGGGAGAGCUGUUAAGAAUGUGUGGUAAGGUGCAGGGCUAGGCUAACCCCGCAGCCGCCACUACCCCAUCGGCCAGUUUUACGUGGAAAUACUAUAGCGGCGAUAACAGCCAUUGGUAACGAUCAAAACAAACAAUGUGACUGUGAAAGCGGCCCUAGGGUUCUAACCGACGACAUUGCGUGCGGCGUCACCUUCGGGAUGCAUUGUCGCACGGAGAGUGGAGUUACCAUCACCUAGAGAGAGAGGAGUCGCUGCAUUGAAGGCUGAUCGCAUUGGCAAACACGGUAUGGGAAGGAGAACGGCCUGAGCCAAGCCCUGCCCCUCACCGGGAACUACCUGGGCUCCCCGAUGCCCUUCAGGCCCUGGAUGCUGCCCCGUGCCCUAAGGACACCUGACAAAAAGUACAACAUGAUGGUGGUGCACACGAGGCUGAACGCCGACUCCCUGGCGAUGGUGAUGAGGCAGGAGGCGGUGUGGGUGACUAUUGUGAGGGAACCCGUAGCCCAGUUUGAAUCGCUCUGGGAGUACUUUAAGAUGGAAAAGUUCUACAAGAUGUCUCUGGAGAAAUUCACACACCAGAGUUAUGAGAAAGUGGCUCGUUGGCGGCUGGCAAAGGUCUACGGCAUCCACCAAAUGUUCUUCGACUUCGGCUACAGCACUGCAGAGGACAUGACAGCGGAGCGUAUGAGUCACAUCCUGGAGACACUCAACACCACCUUCAAUCUGGUGAUGGUGGCUGAGCGCUACGAUGAGUCCCUGGUGCUUCUCAAGGACUUAAUGUGCUGGACGGCAGACGAUGUGGCCUACUUGAGCAUCAACUUCCGGAGCAGUAAAUCCAAAACCACCAAACUCUCCAAGGAAGCUCGGGAAAGGCUACUGCAGCUAAGUUACCCUGACGUACAAAUCUACAAGUUUUUCCUACAUAUGUUUGAUGUAAAAGUAGAGGCAUUUGGGCAUUCAAGAAUGGAGAAGGAGCUAGCAGCCAUACAGGAAGCCAACAGAAGACUAACAGAGAUGUGUGUGGUUGAGAAGGACAGUCCAUUGAAGGCGAGAAAGGGUAUGGAGUGGGAAGAGGUGGUGGGGAAAGUAACGGUGCGAGGUGACAUUCAGAAGUGUGUGGAUGUUGCCCGCACGGAACACGACAUACUGAAUGAGGUGAGGGAGAGGCAGAAGCUGUGGGUGGUGCAGGGAUGGCGCCAACCACUCUCACAGGUGGUGGUGCCUCCCAGGUGAGCCAUGCCAUACAUCCACUCACCUGGGUUAAUUUGCUCACCUGUUUAAAAAGAUGUAGUUAUUUAUUUACCUGUUAAUUUAUUCUUAUUUAUAGCUGCACUUUAUUUCGGUAUACCUUUCAUUUCCAUACUGAAGGAGAUGAGUUAAAAAGCAAAGGAAAUUAGAUAUGUGAGAAAUAAUAAAGGAGAAAGAAUAGGAAAGGAGAAGAAGGGAAUAAUAAGAAAGGAGACAAAGGAAUGUAUUUAGCAUCUACAUAUGUAUCUAUUUUUAAUUCUCUUAUUUAUUUCUGUAUUCCAUCUCAGUGCCAUUGAUUUCCAUAGUGAAGGAGGGAAGGUCAAGAAAAGGAAGAAAUUAAAUAUGAGACGAGAAAGAAUAAGUUUAGUUCCUACUGGUCUACAUAUUUAUCUUUUUUAUUAAUUGCUGAACUUCUUUUCCAUACCUUUGAUUUUCCAGCGAAAGAGGAAGAGGAAAUGAAAUGCAAGAAAAGAAUGAGUUUAGUGCCAAGCUAUUUAUCUAUUUAUUUACCUAUUUAUUACCUCACUUCAUCUCGGCACCAUUGAUUUACAGAAGGCAGGGAGAGAGGAACAAGAGAAAUGAUUGGAAUAUAAGGAAGGAAAAAAAUUAGAUAAUAGUUUAGCAUUCUUGAACGUUAAUUUGGAUAGCUGAUUGUUUUUCUUUGCUCUUUGCGUCCUUCCUUUGAUAAAUGCUUAUGGUAGGCAAAUAUCUGACUUUUUUUCUGAUAAUGCAUUCGGAAAAGUCCAUCUUAAUACAAUCUUGCACACUUUAGACAGCUUUAAUUUUCUUAUUAUAUUUUUCUGACUUAAAAAUUUGAAGUCUUUUUUCCAAAUUCAAUUUUGUUUUGUUUUCAUGAAUUUGUACCAUUGGGAUUUGGUGACUGAUGGACGUUGACUGUAUACCAAGCAAAACCACUUCACAAAAAAAAGAGGUUAAAAGUGAAAAAUAGAUAAAUAAAAAUCUAUACACUUUUAUUUGCCGUUAUGGUAGUGCAGCUUUUUGCUCGUCAGCAUGAACAAGAUUUUCAUGCAUUAGAAAAAUUCUUUACAUUCUGUACAUUAUAACUUACCACUUCUGAAUUUGUCAUUAUCUUGUGGUCAUUAGUAAGUGGUGUUCAUCUUCUCCAUUACUAUUAUCUGGAUGCAUUACCAUUUCUCCCUUCAUCAUCACCUAUACAUACAUACAUACAUACAUACACCUAUACACCUAAACCUUUUCUUCCUUUUCAUCAUUAUUUAUUAUCACUCCAUCAUCAUCUGUAAACAAUUAUAUGGCCUUUCUUUCUUCUUUUUCAUCAUCCCUAUCAGUAUCAGCAACUU